CGCGCAGCCCCGCCCCCAGGCCCGCGUCUGUCUCCGGGAGGCGGCAACCGCUCUCGCUCCCCGCUCGGCCCUUCGCUGUCGGCCUCGGCUCUCGGGUGGCCAUGGGGGACCCCAGCAAGCAGGACAUCCUGACCAUCUUCAAGCGCCUCCGCUCAGUGCCCACCAACAAGGUGUGCUUUGACUGCGGUGCCAAGAACCCCAGCUGGGCUAGCAUCACCUAUGGGGUGUUUCUCUGCAUCGACUGCUCCGGCUCACACCGCUCGCUUGGCGUCCAUUUGAGUUUUAUUCGGUCUACAGAGUUGGAUUCUAACUGGUCUUGGUUCCAACUGCGAUGCAUGCAGGUCGGAGGAAAUGCUAAUGCUUUGACAUUUUUCCACCAACACGGCUGUGUUGCCAGUGAUGCCAACACCAAGUACAACAGCCGUGCUGCCCAGCUCUACAGGGAGAAAAUCAAGUCACUGGCCUCCCAGGCAACACGCAAGCAUGGCACCGAUCUGUGGCUUGAUAGUUGUGCCAUUCCACCUUUAUCCCCUCCACAGAAGGACGAAGAUUUUUUUGCCUCUCAUGCUUCUCUUGAGGGGAGUGGCUCAGGAUGGGUGUCAGCGCCAUCAGAACCAUCCCCUCUAGUACCAAAGACUAUGGAAUCCUCCCCAGCAAAUACUGAAGGAGUCCCAGAAUUAGGACCAAGUGUGGAAGGUCUUAAUGUACCAACAAAGGCUACCACAGAGGUUUCCUCCAUCAUAAAAAAGAAACCAAAUCAAGCUAAAAAGGGACUUGGGGCCAAAAAAGGAAGUUUGGGAGCCCAGAAACUGGAGAAUAUGAGCUUUAAUGAAAUUGAAAAACAAGCUCAAGCCGUAGAUAAAAGGAAGGAACAGGAAGACCAGGCCAGGGCCGCAUCAAAAGAUGAAUCAAUUGUUACAUCAUUACGAUUAGCCUAUAAGGAUCUUGAGAUUCAAAUGAAGAAAGAUGAAAAGAUGAACUUGAGUGGCCAAAAAAGGAUUGAAUCCGAAAGACUGGGCAUGGGAUUUGGGAGUUCUAGAAGUGGCAUUUCACAUUCGGUGACUUCAGAUAUGCAGACCAUUGAACAGGAAACACCAGUCAUGGCCAAACCAAAAAAAAAGUAUAGUGAUGACAAUGAAGACUCAUAUUUUACUUCCAGCUCAAGGUACUAUGACGAGCCCAUGGAGAUAAGGAGCAGUUCUUUCUCUAGCUGGGAUGACAGUUCCGACUCCUUCUGGAAGAAAGACACUGUCAAAGAUACAGACACAGCCCUGAAAGCCACAGGCUAUUCAGACAGACCUGCUCGCCGUAAGCCAGACUAUGAGCCAGUUCAGAGUACGGAUGAAGCGCAGAAGAAGUUUGGCAAUGUCAAGGCCAUUUCAUCUGAUAUGUACUUCGGAAGACAAGCCCAGGCUGAUGUAAGUGUCCAAAGUAUCUCUACAUGGGCUGCGCGUGUUCUGUGUGCAGGCAACUACAACCUCACAAGCGUGCUGCCCACGGCCCCCGACAUGGCCCAGUUCAAGCAGGGUGUCAGGUCCGUGGCCGGAAAGCUGUCUGUCUUCGCCAACGGGGUGAUGACCUCCAUCCAGGAUCGCUAUGGCUCUUAAUCCCAGGAACGGUGCCAGGAACUCCUCCUGGAGAAACUCCUCUUUAAAUGAACCAGUGAGCACAGCACGGACAGCAGCAAAGAAGAACCAGUUUUGUCCCUUUGCACGUAGUACAUAUACAUGACUGAUUUUUCAUACUUUGGAGAAAUCCUUAUUUUCAAUGUAGAAGCUUUCUUAUCAUUUCCGCUUUGUGUUAGUUCUGCACAUGCCCUCCUGGACACACGCGAGCAUUUUCUUGCUUAUUUCCUUCUUAUUUUCUCAGAACCUUUAAUUCCAACAGCUGAGGAGCAGGAGGCCUCUGCCCCUCCACCACCCUGUGGACUGAAGGUCUUCUCGGGGGCUCUGAGGCUCAGGGGCUAAGGGCUACUGGAAGCCUCUGGCACUCGGCCAGCCUGGAGAAACUAAACGCAUAGCACACGUUUCAUUCAAAGGGGAGCAACAAAUCAAAACAGAAGACCAGAACACGGCUGCUGUCUACUUGAACAGAUCGCUUGAUUUUUCCUUCCAUGUAAUUAAGGUGAUCCAAAAUAUAGCCAAACCCACCUGGCCCUCUGUCAGUUGUUUGUUUUGUAAGGCCUACAAAUUUAAGAAUAAUUUUCACUGAGUGAUUUUAACAAACUGGAGCUUUGGUGUUGCCACGGGAAUUAAUUUUAUCUUUUAACAAGGUGUUGCUAUUUGAGUUUCUGAGAAAUAUAAGGUGAGGACUGACUCCCUCUGUGUGGUUAUAAAUCGUUAUAGUGGACAGAAUUAAAAAUGAAUAAGGUAAAAAGAUACAUCCACAGAUAAUAUUUCAGUCCAUGGAAAAAUAAGACUUGUAAUUGGAUAGUCUUGUUAAUAUUUUUUAUCUCAAUCUUGGCUUUCAAAAAAUGCAGAAUGUAUGUAAAUGAAUAAGAAGAAAUAAUUUUGGCUGUGUUUUAGACAGCACUAGAAUAUAUUGUUCAGCACAGUAAAAUGUAUUUGAAAAUUGAACCAGGAACAUGGCUUCAACUGAAUAUUUUGUGAAUCUUUCAUAAGAGUUCAGAUUUGUAGACUUCUGAAUAUAAUAAAUAGGCACAGCAAA
This is a messenger RNA of Erinaceus europaeus (western European hedgehog), 2667 nucleotides long. It is a transcript of the gene ARFGAP3, whose product is annotated as ADP ribosylation factor GTPase activating protein 3. The record is from RefSeq and is a predicted model, not a curated record. Bases 102 to 1607 code for a protein of 501 amino acids. Gene Ontology annotation, biological process: COPI coating of Golgi vesicle. NCBI's taxonomy places the organism in Eukaryota, Metazoa, Chordata, Mammalia, Eulipotyphla, Erinaceidae. The transcript is spliced from 15 exons. Gene Ontology annotation, molecular function: GTPase activator activity.